This is a messenger RNA of Haliotis rufescens (red abalone), 2646 nucleotides long. RefSeq names its product penicillin-binding protein 4-like. The transcript is spliced from 5 exons. NCBI's taxonomy places the organism in Eukaryota, Metazoa, Mollusca, Gastropoda, Lepetellida, Haliotidae. The record is from RefSeq and is a predicted model, not a curated record. The coding region runs from base 158 to 1822 and encodes 554 amino acids.
GUACACCUUUUUCAAACAACAAAAACUGGGUCCUUUUCACUGCAGGUUGUGUUGAAAGGGGUCUUCAGCGUACGAGGUUGCUCUGUUCUUAUACUGCGAGAAGAGCUCAUAUCCACAUUGUGUGGUUAGGGAAUUCAGUGGUAACUUUAGCAGCAACAUGAGGUGGUGUAUGCAAGUGCUGCUGCUCAUGUCCGCUGUCUCAUUGGGGUCGGCGGGGGUUUUCUCUGAUGACCAGGCGAGUAAGGUGGGAAUGUUUGUGGAAGAGGUCAUGCGGUGUAGACAGGUCCCCGGGCUGACCCUGGCUGUUGUGAAGGGUGAUGAGACGUGGACACGGGGAUUCGGACAAGCGGACAUAGAACAAGGAGUUAACGUAACCAAGGAUACUUUAUUUGGAAUUGGAUCUGUGACCAAGGGUUUCACGAGUACCCUCCUUGCCAUGAUGUUGGAUGACAGUAAUGGAAGUUUAACAUGGACGUCAAAGGUGAAGGACGUUUUGGGUCCAGACUUUGCGUUUGUGGACGAGGAGAGAACAAGGGAGACCACUCUGAGGGACCUUUUGACCCACCGCACAGGGCUCCAGUCUUCAGUAAUGCCCAUAUUUGCUGGAUUCGCCCGCAACUAUACGAGAACUGAAUUUUCCAAGCGUUUCCGCUUUCUUCAAGCAGUUCAACCAUUUCGUGACGCCUACGAGUACAACAACUGGGGGUACGCUCUGCUCGGCCAUAUUGUGGAAGUGUUGUCAGGGGAAUCUUACGAAGCAACUCUGGAGAAACGAAUCUUCAAGCCACUGGGGAUGAACCAGUCACGUGUCCUGGGAAAGACGAUAACCACAAAUGCAACAGGAAUGGCAAAACCGUACUUUGACGUGGAGAACGAGCUCAUAUUAAUGGAUCCCUCUAUUUACGACCUACAUCCAGGAGAGGCCGCGGGUGCUAUUGCGUCAUCAGCAGAGGACAUGGCUAAAUGGAUGCACUUUCUGCUGAGGCAAGGGGUGACAGCGGACAACGUUACACUGGUCAACUCCAACAUACUUGCGGAGGCAUUUCAGGCCCAUGAGAGCAUAAUAGACGGAGAAGCGUUGUCAAAGCCAGCAUUUCCUGUGAUGGACUUGAAGUAUGGCUACGGUUAUGGAUGGUUCACAUCCACAUAUAAAGGAUAUAAACAGUUCAUGCACUCGGGCGACUUAUUUUCGUAUACCAGCUCCCUUGUAUUUUACCCUGAACUGGGCAUUGGAUUCUUUGUCAGUGUCAACGGAGCAGGGACAAUGGAUGCGAGAAAUGCAGAAAGGAUGAUCAAAUUCUAUAUUUCUGAUCUUUUGAUCGAUGAUCAACCUUGGCUAAAUUCUUCCACGGCUUGCGCGUUCCCUGUGCUAUCAUACACUCAAAAUAAUUCCGACGUCACGAACGCUGAAGUGGAAUGCCUUGAUUGUUAUGUUGGCAAAUACGGACAUUAUCUGUUUGGUGACCUUGAUGUUAGGAGGGGACCAGGGUCGUCAUUGGAACUUCACUACAACAGGUUAUCGGGUUCUCUCAAUACCACACUGGAUAAAAGUACAUUCAAAUUUGAUGUAGGGGACCCUAAUAGGUGGCUUUCCAGGUCCGGAAAUUCGACAUUUCUUUUCCCAAUAAUCUUCCAUGGGUUAAACAAAGGAAGGUAUGACAAAAUCGACAUUAGUUACAAGUUCACAUUUAGCAGGGGCAUCAGCUUUUAUGAUAAAAACAUAUUCACAAGUACCACGACUGAAACAAAUGGGCAGAGCGUCAAGGAGUUCAGCUACCUCCUUAUGGUGUUCGCAUCAGUUUGCGUCGUCUUGUUUAUGUGAUAUGGACCAAUGACUGCGAUCUUGAAAAUAUCUAAAUUUCGACCUGAUGCAUCUUACGAUUCUGUAAAUCAAAGAAACUGGCAUUUAUGUUGCCAGACGUUGAAUGUCAGUCACACAAAUUCGCAAUCAUCAUAAAAAAAAUCACUGGUUUAAAUAUCUUGCAAAUGCAAUCACAAUGAGGAGCUAGCAAGAAAUUAUCAUUUGUUCACAAAAAUUCACGAAAACGGUAUGAAAUUGGCUAUAACGGCAACAACAUUUGCUGGCACACAUUAAUAAUUACUUAAUCUGAUUCAUUGACGUUGUUCCAUUUUGAUUGGACGCACACAAUUAACCUAUAUUAAACUAUAUUUGCAUGUUUUGUUUAUUGUUUAACGCCGCACUCAGCAACAUCCCAGCAAUGUGACGAGGGUCGAGUGUGGACCACACAAUCCAGUAAUUUAUACCAUGAGCAUCGAUCUACGCAACUGUGUACAAUGAUUUGUAUCAACCAAGUCAGCGAGCCUGACCACCCGAUCCCUCAGUCGCUUCUUACGAAGCUGAAGACCAAUUAGGGGUUGCUGAAGACCAAUUCUAACACGGAUCUUCACAGAUCGCCUAUACUUUUUGCAUAUAACAUGUUACAUUUAUUACAUAAACUGCAAAUUUCCAAAGAACAUGAGAUGAGCCAUCAUCGUCAGAAGACGUGUCUUCCGGGGUCCAACCAUCUUCCCGAGAGUUAACUGACCAUAAAAAUCCAGUUUCCACCCUUGCCGAACUAGGCUGGAACUCCUGGGCUCGAUCGUAGCGCCACAAGUGGUUAUUAUGAGUUAUGUCCCUUCUGAUCC